GCGCAAUGGAGAUCAGGUCACAGAAGCUCCAAAUCCAGAGUUCGUCAAAUGGGUCAGGAAUGAUCAAAAUGUGCUGUCUUGGCUGUUUGGGUCUCUGUCAGAGGAUGCUCUGCGUUCUGUCUAUGGUCUCCACACAUCCCAGGAGGUAUGGUUUGCUUUGGCCAAGAAGUAUAAUAGGGUGUCUGCUACUAGAAAGUUAGAUCUGCAAAGGCGUUUAAACAAUUUGUCUAAGGAAGGAAAAUCUAUGACUCAAUACUUGUCUGAGGCUAAAACUAUAUGCGAUCAACUUGCGUCUAUUGGUUGUGCUCUCACAGAUCCAGAGAAAAUCUAUGGUGUGUUACAUGGUUUAGGUCAGGAAUAUGAAUCCAUAUCCACUUUUAUUGAAAACUCAAUGGAUACCUUUCCUACUCAGUCUUUUGAGGAUGUUGGAUAUCGUCUCACAAAUUUUGACGAUAAGCUUCAGGGAUACAAUUCUGCAGCCAGUGUCACACCGCAUCUUGCCUUUACUGCUGACAAAACCUACUACACUCAAGGUCGAGGUCAGAAUAAUGGUCGGUCUGGUUCUCGUGGAAGAGGUCGUGGCUACUCUACACGGGGAAGAGGGUUUCACCAACAAAUCAACUAUCAAUCCUCAGAUUCUGGUUCAGAACGUCCAACCUGUCAGAUUUGUGGUAAGUAUGGUCAUUCAGCAGUCAAAUGCUACAAGAGAUUUGAUCACUCAUAUCAGAUGGAAGAUGUUCACACGGCAAUGGCUGCAAUGACGCUCUCUGGUCAGACUCAGGGUCACGAAUGGCUUCCAGACUCGGCGGCAACAGCUCACAUAACCAACUCUACUGCUCAGCUCCAACACUCACAACCUUACAGAGGUGAUGAUGCAGUUAUUGUUGGUAAUGGAGAAUUCCUUCCAAUCACUCAUGUUGGUUCUAUAGCAAUUCCAACUCUCCAAGGACAAACGGACCAAACAGCUCCUCACACGAGGAAACAGGCAUAAAGAUCUUUAUGUGUUAGAGAAUUCUCAGUUUGCUGCGUUUUACUCUUCUAGACAACAAGCUACUUCUGGGGAGAUUUGGCACUUGCGACUGGGACAUCCUAAUGGUGAAAUACUGCAGCACCUAUCCAAUAAUAAAGCUAUAGUGAUGAAUAAAACAAGCAAUCGUUUGUGUGAUGCUUGUCAGAUGGGAAAGUCUUGUAAACUCCCAUUUUCUACUUCUGAUUUUGUUUCAAAAAGACCCUUAGAACGCAUCCACUGUGACUUAUGGGG
This is a messenger RNA of Arabidopsis lyrata subsp. lyrata, 1261 nucleotides long. RefSeq lists its product as uncharacterized. The record is from RefSeq and is a predicted model, not a curated record. The transcript has 2 exons. Lineage: Eukaryota; Viridiplantae; Streptophyta; Magnoliopsida; Brassicales; Brassicaceae. Bases 245 to 991 code for a protein of 248 amino acids.